UUUUUUUAUUGUCCCUGACUUCUUUUUCCGUUAUUACUUCAUUCUCUUUUUUUUUUUCAAUCAUGGUCAUUCAUCAACCCAAGAUAGCCAUUAUUGGUUCAGGAUUCAGUGGCAUGACAGCAGCCAUUCAACUUCAAAAAAAGUUUGGUAUUCGUGCACGUCUAUUUGAAAUGAAUUCUGAUAUAGGUGGUACCUGGUUAGCAAAUACAUACCCAGGUUGUGCUUGUGAUAUUCCUAGUGGACUUUAUUCUUUUGGUUUUGAACAGAAUCCAGAUUGGACUACUACCUAUAGCUCACAACCUGAAAUUCAUGAUUAUAUGAAACGUGUAGCAAAAAAAUAUAAUUUAUACGAACAAACUUAUUUCAAUACAGCAGUGGUACAAGUUAGUUGGAUUGAAUCGAGGCAUCAAUGGCAAGUGGAUUAUCGUAGAAUAGAUCAUAUCCAAUCCGAAUACUAUGAUAUUAUAUUUGGUGGGGUGGGUCCUCUUCGAAUUAUCAGUGUACCUGAACAAUAUAAAGCUUUCAAAGGCACUAUCAUGCAUACAGGUGCUUGGGAUUCAAAUGUGGACUUCACUGGGAAAAGAGUAGCAGUCAUUGGUAAUGGUGCAAGUGCUGUCCAGGCUAUUCCUCAACUUCAAAAAGUGGUCAAGCAUUUGUAUAGUUAUCAACGUACUCCAACUUGGGUGGCACCACGAUAUCAAUUGAAAUAUCCUAAUGGUAUCAAGGCACUAUUUCGAUGGAUUCCAUUUUUGAUGCGAUUACAAAGAAUACUUCUCUAUCUCAUGCAUGAAAUGACCUUCCCUCUGUUCAAGAAAAGUGAUUCUUAUUUUGCACAUUUUGUUCGAUGGUGGUUUAAACGAGACAUGAUGAAACGAUUAGAACGCAAAGGCAGGGCUGAUUUGGCUCCUUGGUUGAUUCCCAACUAUGCUCUUGGUUGUAAACGCAUAGCAAGAUCUGAAAAUUAUCUGGAAGCACUGAGUGAAUCCAAUGUCACGGUGAAAAUGGGCAACAUCAUCCAUGUGGAAGAUUGUACAUUGACACAUCAAGAUGGUUCGUCUGUUGACGUGGAUAUUUUGGUCUUGGCUACUGGGUUCAAUGUCACUGGAUUUUUAUCUGAUCUGACCAUCACAGGUCGUCAUGGUACUGUAUUGAACGAUCUAUGGACUGGCAAUAAUUAUCCAAAUACAUACAAGACAAUGACCAUCAAGGAUUUUCCAAACUUUUUCCUAUUAUUAGGUCCUCAUUCUGGUCUUGGUGUGAUUCUUAUGAUUGAAUGUCAGGUGGACUAUGCUAUUCAAUGCAUCAAGUAUAUGAUACGCAAUAAUAUCAAGGCAUUAGACCCCACAUUAGAAGCACAAUCACGGUACGUCAGCAAAGUAAAGCAUGGCUUAAAAGGAACAACAUGGGCAAAUGGAGGUUGUAGCUCUUAUUACAAGUCAGGUGAUGAUGUGUUUGCGAUAUGGCCUGGCACUGUCGCUUCCUUUUGGUUGGAUAUGAAAUUCGAUCAUCGUGAUUUUACUCAUUAUCAAUAGAUCUGAUUAUCAUCAUAUAGCAUAGUAAUGUAUUUAUCAACUUCUUUUUUUUUAUUUGAUAUACG
Halteromyces radiatus is the source of this 1597-nucleotide messenger RNA. RefSeq lists its product as uncharacterized. The record is from RefSeq and is a predicted model, not a curated record. Gene Ontology annotation, molecular function: NADP binding; flavin adenine dinucleotide binding; N,N-dimethylaniline monooxygenase activity. Lineage: Eukaryota; Fungi; Mucoromycota; Mucoromycetes; Mucorales; Cunninghamellaceae. The coding region runs from base 63 to 1532 and encodes 489 amino acids. The transcript has 8 exons.